This is a messenger RNA of Mangifera indica (mango), 1014 nucleotides long. RefSeq lists its product as uncharacterized. Bases 1 to 1014 code for a protein of 337 amino acids. The record is from RefSeq and is a predicted model, not a curated record. The transcript has 2 exons. Lineage: Eukaryota; Viridiplantae; Streptophyta; Magnoliopsida; Sapindales; Anacardiaceae.
AUGAGUGAUGGUUCUAUAGGCAGAAUUUUGAUUGGUUGGAAUAAAGCUACUAUUAGACUCAAUGUUAUUGCGGAUGAUAGCCAAUAUAUACAUUGUGAUGUGAAGCUUGUUAAGGAGAAUUCUAGCAUUGGCUUGACAAUAGUCUAUGGCAGCAAUAAUCCUAUGGAGAGAAAGGUUCUUUGGCGUAAUCUCAUAAAUCAAGCCCAUAUGAUGCAAAAUACACCUUGGAUCAUAAUGGGAGAUUUCAACACCAUCAAACACCCCCUAGAAAAGGUUGGUGGGGCUGCUUGGGGAAACUACUACUGUGAAGACCUUAGUAAUUGUAUGAGAGAUGCUGAAUUGGAUGACCUAAGGUUCAUGGGUCAUCUCCUAACUUGGAGUAAUUGUAGUGAAGGAGCGAGAAGGAUUGCAUGCAAACUUGAUAGGGCUCUCAUAAAUGAUUCAUGGAAGGAUCUAUUCCCAAAUGCCAUGGCUCAUUUCUUCAACCCCUCCAUUUCCGAUCAUUCUCCAUGUUUGGUGAGAGUUGGUACCAUAGAAGAUUGUAGGAAAGUUCCUUUUAAAUUCUACAAUAUGUGGACACACCAUGAAAACUUUCUUAAUGUUGUUGCCAAAGUUUGGAACCAAGAAGCACAAGGCAGCCCCAUGUUCAUUGUGACAAGCAAGCUUAAAAAGCUGAAAGUGGAGUUAAAAAAGUUCAAUAAGGAGCAUUUUGGCCAUAUCUCCGAAAGAGUGUUAGAAGCUAGAAGGCAACUUGAAAAUGUCCAAGAACUUCUCUGGAUAAGCCCCUUGGAUGAGGAUCUUGCUCGUGAUCAAAACACAAAAUUCUUUUUCAAAAGCAUCAAAGGCAGAAGAAAUAGGAACUCUAUCUAUGGGAUCCAAAGGGAGAAUGGAACUUUUGUUUAUGGCAUGGAGGAGGUAAAGGAGGAAUUUGUGGAUCAUUUCGAAUCUGUCCUAAAUGUAAGGGAGCAUUCAAAUGUGAACCUUGAGCAGCUCAAAAAGGUAGUCAAUCACUAA